AAAAGUCUCUUCCCAAUGACAGACUGCUUCUCUCCAGCAGCUGAACUCACUCAGUGUGUGUGUGAUUGUGUGGGAGGGCGGUCCAUCCAUCCAUCCAUGAUGAUGAUGAUGAUGAUGAUGAUGAUGAUGAGCCUGCUAGCAGCCUUUAGAGCAGGCUAGCUAGGAGUGGAGAGCUAGCUAUCAAACAACUGUGCAGUUUAUUUCUCAGGACAGACAGCACGAUGAAGAUCAUCAUGAAGUACAACAGACUGAUUCCUCUGCAGCUUAUUGACAACAUCACCGGGAGCUAGAGGGUUGUCUUCUCUCCAGCACCUCGGGGGGUCUGUCCCCGACCCGGCAGUGUCUCAUUGUUUGGAUGGACUAGUAGCAGCCGCUGCUUGAGUCUCCGGCUCGGAUGGGAUUUCCUCAGCUAGCCGAUGCUAACGAGAAUGCUAGCAGACUAGCUCAUUGGCUAACCGGUUGUUAGCUGUCUGACUCAGUUGGUUGACAUCGCACAUCUGAUAAUUACCGGGCUCUUAAAAAUAGCCCAUAUCUGUUGGCACGACCAUGCCUCCAAGGCCCUCCUCAGGAGAACUAUGGGGGAUGCACUUGAUGCCCCCCAGCAUCCUGGUGGACUGCCUUCUGCCAAAUGGCAUGAUCCUCACGUUGGAGUGCCUCCGGGAGGCCACGCUGAUCACAGUCAAGCAUGAGCUUUUCAAAGAGGCCAGGAAGUACCCUCUUUACCAUCUGCUGCAGGAGGAGAGCUCCUACAUCUUCGUCAGCGUCACCCAGGAGGCGGAGCGGGAGGAGUUCUACGACGAGACCAGGAGGUUGUGCGAUCUUAGGCUCUUCCAGGCCUUCCUCAAAGUCAUCGAGCCAGUAGGCAACAGAGAAGAGAAAAUUCUCAACAGGGAGAUAGGUUUUGCUAUUGGAAUGCCCAUAUGUGAGUUUGAUUUGGUGAAAGACUCAGAAGUGCAGGACUUCAGAAGGAACAUUUUAAAUGUUUGCAAAGAGGCUGUGGACCUCAGAGACAGUAACGGACCCAUCAGCAGAGCUUUGUACGUGUAUCCUCCCAAUGUAGAAUCAUGCCCAGAACUUCCCAGGCACAUCUAUAACAAGCUAGAUAAAGGUCAAAUCAUUGUGGUCAUAUGGGUCAUCGUGUCACCCAGCAACGACAAGCAGAAGUAUACCCUGAAGAUCAACCACGACUACGUGCCGGAGCAGGUGAUCGCCGAAGCCAUCCGUAAGAAGACGCGCAGCAUGCUGCUCUCCCAGGAGCAGCUAAAGAUGUGUGUGCAGGAGUAUCAGGGAAAGUACAUCCUCAAAGUCUGCGGCUGUGACGAGUACUUACUGGAGAAAUACCCUCUGAGUCAGUACAAGUAUGUGCGCAGCUGUAUCAUGCUGGGACGGAUGCCCAACUUGAUGCUAAUGGCAAAAGACAGCCUGUAUUCCCAGCUGCCCAUGGACAACUUCACCAUGCCGUCGUACGCGAGGCGAAUAUCCACAGCUACGCCCUACAUGAACGGGGAAACAGCCACCAAGUCUCUCUGGACCAUCAACGGAACGCUGCGGAUCAGGAUACUGUGCGCCACUUACGUCAAUGUCAACAUCAGAGACAUUGACAAGAUCUACGUCAGGACCGGGAUAUACCACGGUGGAGAGCAGUUGUGUGACAACGUCAACACCCAGCGCGUGCCCUGCUCGAACCCCAGGUGGAACGAGUGGCUGAACUACGACAUGUACAUUCCAGACAUCCCCCGCGCCGCCCGACUCUGCCUCUCUAUCUGCUCGGUCAAAGGAAGGAAGGGAGCUAAAGAGGAGCACUGUCCUCUGGCCUGGGGCAACAUCAACCUGUUUGACUACACCCACACACUAGUAGCAGGGAAGAUGGCUCUCAACCUCUGGCCUGUCCCACACGGCCUGGAGGACCUGCUCAACCCUAUCGGCGUCACGGGCUCUAACCCCAACAAGGAAACCCCAUGUCUGGAGCUGGAGUUUGACCAUUUCAGCUGCCCCGUCAAGUACCCCGAAAUGACCAUCAUUGAGGACCACGCAAACUGGAACAUAUCCAGAGAGCUUGGCUUUAAUUACUGCCACACUGGUUUGAGUAACAGAUUGGCGCGUGACAACCCCCUGACCGACACCGACAACGAGCAGCUGCGCCAGGUGUGCAACAGAGACCCGUUGUCUGAAAUCACUGAGCAGGAGAAAGACUUUGUAUGGAGGCACAGACAAGACUGCGUCAACAUGCCAGAGAUCCUUCCCAAGAUCCUCCUGGCUGUGAAAUGGAACUCCAGAGAUGAGAUUGCACAGAUGUAUUGCCUCCUGAAGGACUGGCCCGCUAUCAAGCCAGAGCAAGCUAUGGAGCUGCUAGAUUGCAACUUCCCUGAUCCCAUGAUCAGAGAGUUUGCGGUAAAGUGCCUUGAGAAAUACCUAACUGACGACAAACUCUCACAGUACCUCAUUCAACUGGUUCAGGUUCUAAAGUAUGAGCAGUACCUUGAUAAUCCACUUGCACGCUUCCUGUUGAAAAAGGCAUUAACCAAUCAGAGGAUAGGACAUUUCUUCUUCUGGCAUUUAAAGUCAGAGAUGCACAACAAGACGGUGAGCCAGCGGUUCGGCCUGCUCCUGGAGUCGUACUGCCGGGCCUGCGGCAUGUAUCUCAAGCACCUGAGCCGACAGGUGGAGGCCAUGGAGAAGCUCAUCAAUCUCACCGACCUCCUCAAACAGGAGAAAAAAGAUGAGGCGCAGAAGGUUCAAAUGAAGUUUCUGGUGGAGCAGAUGAGGAGGCCUGAUUACAUGGACGCCCUGCAGAACUUCACCUCCCCACUGAAUCCAGCACAUCAGCUGGGAAACCUCCGCCUGGAGGAAUGCAGGAUGAUGUCAUCAGCCAAGCGACCUCUCUGGCUUAACUGGGAAAACCCAGAUAUGAUGUCAGAGCUGCUCUUCCAGAACAACGAAAUCAUCUUCAAAAAUGGAGACGAUCUGAGGCAGGACAUGCUGACGCUGCAGAUCAUUAGGAUAAUGGAGAACAUCUGGCAGAACCAAGGCCUUGAUCUCAGGAUGCUGCCGUACGGUUGUCUGUCAAUCGGCGACUGCGUGGGUUUGAUCGAGGUGGUGAGGAACUCUCACACCAUCAUGCAGAUCCAGUGUAAAGGAGGCCUAAAGGGGGCACUGCAGUUCAACAGCCACACGCUGCAUCAGUGGCUCAAGGAUAAGAACAAGGGAGAGAUGUAUGACCAGGCCAUCGAUCUUUUCACGCGGUCGUGUGCCGGCUACUGUGUAGCCACAUUUAUCCUGGGCAUAGGGGACAGACACAAUAGCAACAUCAUGGUCAAAGAUGAUGGACAGCUGUUCCACAUAGACUUUGGCCAUUUCCUCGACCACAAAAAGAAGAAGUUUGGGUACAAGAGAGAGCGCGUGCCCUUCGUGCUCACGCAGGACUUCUUGAUCGUCAUUAGCAAAGGAACUCAAGAGUGCACCAAAACAAGGGAGUUUGAAAGGUUCCAGGAGAUGUGCUACAAGGCGUACCUUGCGAUCCGGCAGCACGCCAACCUCUUCAUCAACCUUUUCUCCAUGAUGCUGGGCUCGGGGAUGCCCGAGCUGCAGUCGUUCGACGACAUCGCCUACAUCAGGAAGACCCUGGCCCUGGACAAGACGGAGCAGGAGGCCCUGGACUACUUCAUGAAGCAGAUGAACGACGCCCACCACGGCGGCUGGACCACCAAGAUGGACUGGAUCUUCCACACAAUCCGCCAGCACGCCAUGAACUGAGACGGCGACUAAUACGAGAGAGGAGUAAAAAAAAAGGACCGUGGCAGCAAACGUCCGCACACUAAGAACCAAAAGGAUAUUGAGAAGCGAGCGAGGUAUUUUUCCCCCCAAAACACACUACGGCCUGGUUAAUACUUCUGCCAGCGUGUGACACUGAGACAUCCCCUGCCAGCGCACCUCAAAAGAAGGGUGCUCAGAAGGGCCUAUAUCAGGGACAUAAUGCCUAAAUGCUCCUGUUUCUACAGGUUUCCUUCUCCCUGCACUAUGAACUCCAGAAAGCAGGGUGGAGUUAUAUUUCAUCUUCUUCAUAGGAACUAAGCAAGUGUAAUGGACCUCGACAACGUUGGCCUUCUUUGUGUGUGAACAAACUUUUUUUUUUUAUUCCUUUCAGUACAUCUUCAACCAUCAGCAUUAAGAAAGGAACAUCAUGAAGUGGUGUACCAUGAGCACAGACGGCUUUUUCUAAUGACCUUUUAUUUCCACUACCUAUUUUUUGAACCGAUGAAGACGAGGGGAGAUAUUGGCACACACAGCCAGGCCAGCAGAGACCGAAGGAAAGGGACGAUGAGAAGCCUGGCGGGUGCCCACAAAAUCAUGAUUAUUACCCCUUACAAUCAUAAAAAAAACAAAACAAUCACCAACACUUACUACAGGACUGACCGAGGACGUGUUGUUUAAGCACUUAGCUAGCAUUUAACGCUCAAAUUAUUUGUAGCCUUCAGAGAAAUCACGCCAGAUAACUGACUUUUUUGUACAGCAGUAUAUCCACAGACUUGUAUGCAUUCGGUGCACAUAUUCCUUUUUUGAGUCUAUUUUCUACUGAGCCAAAGUACUAGAUGUGUAACCCCCCCCACUACUCAGCAGUCUUAUUGUAAAAAAAAAAGAAAAAGAAGAAAAAAAAAAGAAAAAAUAGUCACUACUAUUCCAAGUCUCUCGUGUGUACUCAUAGCACUGAUCUCUGCAGUAUUUGUUUUUGUUUUGUUUUCGUCUAUCAGUAUUAUUCUGCGUCCGAUAUCGAGGCACAACUCAUCCACCCCGCGCGGUCGGAAACACAGGCGGACCGGAGAAAACCUUUUCUGAUUGGUUAGAAGACGUUAGGAUUGGUCUGAUAAAGGCAGGAAACGCAGGGGGUGAAAGGAUGUGCAGUGUUCCCUUUGUGUGCUGUGCUGUUACACUAUGCAAGUUGUGAUGAUCCUAAUAUGUACUGUAUCCUAAAAGAAAACAAGUUGAUGUCAGAUCUCCCCCCCGACAUGUUCACACCGACAAUGUGUGUCAGUGAACUUUGUACAGACAGUACGAGGAAGAGGAAAAAAAAAAUGCUGCACUGUAACAGAAUCGUCUACUUCUUCCCAACAAAAACGAACUGUGAGAAAAAAGCCUUCAGACCCUGCCUUUUUGCUUCUCCUUACCAGGUUUAUAUUCGGAGCUUCAAUCUGUUAAAUGUUCGAUCCGUCCUCUCGUUCUCGAUCACACAUUUGACAGAAGACUCUCUCCUUACAUUUGCCAUAUGGUCCCAGAUUGUGACAUCCAGGUAAAGAAAAGUAACCGAAGUGAAUUUCUUUUUCAACCUUCCAAGUGUCUUCUUCCUCUCCUCUUUUUCCUAUGAUUGUCGCCCUUAUGUGUGGAAGAAUUAGUCUCUGCAGGUUCGCUCGCCGCACAGACGCAUACGUAAGAGGUCAGUAAAUGUUCCAGCUUUACCAAAUGAUACACAACGGCGCGGUUUCCUGGACACUCAAAAAGUCCGUCUGAAAGUCCAAUUUUUGUUUUCUGUACAUGGGACUUAAAAGCUGCUCAGGAAACCGAUCCUACCGAGAUGCAUGUGCUCCUGUACAGGCUACAGAGCAGUGGGCCGGACCCAAACUAAGAAAACUAGACCCCAUGUACUUUAUGGACGAACUCUCUAAAUGAUGCUAUUUCCCUUUGUACUUGUUUAUGUUUCUCACACUGCAUUAUGCAUGAGGUCCUCGAAUAUCGACUUUUUUUGUUUGUUUGUUUGACCUGAUGUUGUUUACUUGAAUUUCAUGUAUAGAAAUGACCUUGUUACUUGUGUGAGGUACAACAAAGUCACAAUGAAGGUAACAGAUACCGAUAACUGCUACUACAUGUGCAAAUGCUUUUCCUUGAAUAACUACAGAGGUAAUAUAUUUUUGUAUUUUUAAAUGUACGCAUACUCAUAUAUGUAUCCGCUAACCAAAAAAAAAAAAAAAAGGAGGAAUCAUGCAUAACGUGCACCAUCCUCAUACAAAACCCAGUAGACAGCUUCUAGUUGUUGAAACGAUAUGAAUGACAAAGCAGAGGUGGAUUGUUGAAUGAAGGACUUGAUGCUGUUGUCAGAGUACGUCUUGCCCUAAGUGGAAGUCUGUAAGCACAAUGAGGAGGAAGAAGCUACCCUGCAUGUUUUUUUUUUAAAAAAAGAACCAGACUCAUAUGUUAGUUAUAUAUCCAUCUGUAUAUAUAUCAUAAAACCUCUUCAAAUACUUGUUUUGGUCAUCUUCGUAUGACCACGUCUGAUAAGAAACUGUAUGCAUUCAUUUAUUGUACUGUUGAAUAAAAACAUUUCUCCCUA
Molecule: messenger RNA, 6319 nt
Organism: Sebastes umbrosus (honeycomb rockfish)
Lineage: Eukaryota; Metazoa; Chordata; Actinopteri; Perciformes; Sebastidae
Product: phosphatidylinositol 4,5-bisphosphate 3-kinase catalytic subunit alpha isoform
Exons: 21
Coding region: 547-3753 (1068 amino acids)
Biological process (GO): cell migration; phosphatidylinositol 3-kinase/protein kinase B signal transduction; phosphatidylinositol-3-phosphate biosynthetic process
Cellular component (GO): phosphatidylinositol 3-kinase complex, class IA; plasma membrane; phosphatidylinositol 3-kinase complex, class IB
Molecular function (GO): 1-phosphatidylinositol-4-phosphate 3-kinase activity; 1-phosphatidylinositol-3-kinase activity
Source: RefSeq, a predicted model, not a curated record